Micropterus salmoides (largemouth bass) is the source of this 2477-nucleotide messenger RNA. Its product is annotated as GTPase IMAP family member 7-like. The record is from RefSeq and is a predicted model, not a curated record. The transcript has 2 exons. The coding region runs from base 149 to 1294 and encodes 381 amino acids. Lineage: Eukaryota; Metazoa; Chordata; Actinopteri; Centrarchiformes; Centrarchidae. Gene Ontology annotation, molecular function: GTP binding.
AAACACAGUGGGCACAUCCUUUUAGUACUGACUGCAUUGUGCAAUCACAAAGUGAAAGCAGUCCUCACAUGAAACUUCUUCACAUAAACUCUGGCAGUCGUGUCUCUCUGAAUAAUUGUCACUCCAAAGUUACUUCACCUUUGACAACAUGGAUGUGUCAAACAGAAGAAUUGUCAUGCUGGGAAAAACUGGAGCUGGAAAAAGCAGCCUGGCUAACACCAUAUUUGGGGAGGAACAGUUCAAGAUCGACCAUACUCUCAACUCUGGAACAGGUGAAUGUAAAGCAGAAACCAAAUCUGUCAAUGGAAGAAACAUCACUUUAAUCGACACUCCUAGUUUCUUUGACACUGAUAGAUCUGAGUACAUGAACUGUGAGAUAGUGAGGUGUAUCACAGAGUGCGCUCCUGGUCCUCAUGCUUUUCUUAUUGUGCUUAAAGUGGAGAAAGUCACAGAGCAGGAGCAGGCUGUCAUCAAAGAAAUAAACAAAUGCUUCUCUGAUGAAGUCUUCAACUACGCAACAGUUGUCUUCACUCAUGGUGACCAGCUCCCUGAAGGACGGAAAAUUGAGGAUUUUGUCCGCCAGAAUAAGUUCAUGAAUGAUCUGGUGAAGAAGUGUGGCAGCCGGUGCCACGUCUUUGAUAACAGAUACUGGAACAAUAUCCCCACAAAUGAUUACAGGAGCAACCAGUUCCAGGUGGAGGAGCUACUUAAGUCAAUAGACAAGAUGGUGAUGGAAAACAACGGAAGCUGCUACACCAAUGAGAUGCUACAAGAAGUGGAGGAAGAAAUACAACAGGAGGAGGAGCAGAUUCGACUGUUACCAGGAGACAUGUCAGAGAAAGAGAUCAGAGAGCUGGCUAGGGGCAGAGUAUUUCAUGAGCUUUGGAUUAAACUAGCAGGCACUGUAACAGGUACAUUGUUGGGAGCAUUGUUUGGUGUAGUAGUGUUUGUUGGAGUAGUUGUCACAAGUUUAAGUGAGACUUCAGAGCCAGUAAAAUUACGGCAAGCUAUAUCCCAAACUGCAAAAGCAGUAGGAGCAGCACUAGCAGGAACAGGAACAGCCGCAGUAGCAGGGGGGCCAGCAGCAGCAGUAUCUGGAAUAACAUUAGGCACACUUACAGGGGUAUCUGCUGCAGUGGGAGCAGUGAAAGGAGGAAUUGCAGGAUAUCAAGCAGCUGAGGGAGCAGACACCCCACGGGAAGCAGCAGAGAGGGCAGCAGAGGCUGUCAAGAAAGAAGCCCAAUCAGCCUUAGAUAAAGGAAACGAUGUUGUGAACAGACUGUACCAAACGUAAAACAGAUUCAAAAUCUAUAACAAGAUUCUUGAAAAGGGAGAGAUAAUUUAUGAUUAAAGUCUUGUAUCUCCUUGUAGAUUAAAUGAAAAUCUUGUAUCAAAUGUCAUGACAACCCAUCCAAUAAUAAAAGCCCAAAUCUUUAACCUUAUAGUGAUGCUAUGUAAAUGUCAGGGGCUCACCAAAGUCAGUAUAUUCGUCCUUUGUGUACCAUUACAUUUAUUCAUUUAGCUGACGCUUUUAUCCAAAGUGACUUACAAUUGGUAUACAUGUCAGAGGUCGCACGCCUCUGGAGCAACUAGGGGUUAAGUGUCUUGCUCAGGGACACAUUGGUGUCACACAGAGGAUUCAAAUCUGGGUCGCAUUACCAAAUUAAUAAAUAAAAAUAAUAAAUAAAUAAAGUAUGAUGUAAUAUUAAUCUAUAUUGAUCGCCAUGGGCACACUCACAAGCAAUAAUGUAACUAAAAUGUGCCUCACCUUUAGCAGCUUCAGCAUUAACGUGAUGAUUACAUAUUAACGCAUCAAUAUUUAUAAUCCAGUUAUAUAAAUAAUUCUGAAAUUGGUCAUUCUGCAUAAUGAGUACUUUUACUUUUGGUACUUAAAGUAUAUUUUAAUGCUAAUACAUUUAUACUUCUGCUUAAGUAAACAUUUUAAUGCAGGAUUUUUACUUGUCUUUAUUUCUACACUGUGCUAUUGCUACAUUUAAAGUAUGAGAUCUGAGUACUUCCUCCAUCUCUGCUAGCAUGGCUGAACAGCAUUCCUUCAUCGUUACAGGAAAUGAGAGACAAGUAUCACUUUCUAUCUGACGGUUCUCAGAGCCCUAAACUUACUGCUUUACCUCGAUGACACUGCCAGACUACUGACUCUUCACUUUUGGUGUCUAAUUGUAAAAUAUUGAAAUGUGGCUCUAAAAAUGUAUGUAUGUUUACAUAUUCCUAAAUAUCUGUAAUGACAGUAUUUAACCUCUAAUGUUAAGGUCAAAUCUUUAUUUAUAAGGCACUUUAAAAACAAACCUGGUUUGUGCACAAGUGCUUUUACAGAGACAUUGGUACUGAAAUACAUGCAUACAUAGUACACACAAAAACACAUGCAUAGAGACAUUCAUAUGUUUCAAUGAAGAAUGUAAAUCAUGUCAAGAAACAUUACAGGGAUUGGCAAGAGAGUGCGUGAAUAGACCUGUGCUAAA